AUGACACAAUAUAAAGAAAACGGUGACGCCUCUAACGCCACUUCAGAUGUUGUGCGUAUCGAUGGGAUAUAUUACGACACAAAGAAAUUGGCUGCUGUACAUCCUGGUGGAUCCAUGAUGAUAAAUAUGGCCAACGGUACAGAUGGUACCCGCAUAUUUUUAAGUUAUCAUCGACGAAAGUUUCCCCAUGAAAAAUAUAAAAGCAUGCAAGUUCCUGCAGAAAAUGUAAUUGUUCCUGAUACCAUGAUAGAAAGUGAGUUACCAAACUUUGAUGGAUAUUUGGAACUUUGCGAUAAGGUACGUCCUAUUUUAAGGCCUACCAAUGGAUUUGCACCCUGGUAUUAUUAUAUAAAAGCCAUUUUAUGGUGUACGAUCGUUAUUGCUUUGGAUUUAUAUGCUAUCUUUACAUGGCGUCCACUCUAUUUAACACUUAUUCAAUCAUUUGCAAUGGCAAUGAUAGGCUUAAAUGUCCAACAUGAUGCUAAUCAUGGGGCAUUAAGUCCAAAUGCAAAAAUUAAUGGAUUAUUUGGACUUUCCCAAGAUUUGCUUGGAGGCAGUCGUAUUAGUUGGAUUAUUCAUCAUGAUUUUAUACAUCAUAUUUAUACAAAUGAACCUGGUAGAGAUCUUGAUUUGGAUAUUCCUCUUUUACGACUACAUCGUUUUGUUCCUAAACGGUCAUUUUAUGCUCUUCAACAUUUAUAUGUAAUUUUCUUGGAGGCGGUGUUUGGUCCUGUUCAUGUGAUUUCGAAUAUUUUGUUUUUAUGGCAUGGACCUAAUAAACAACAACGGUUUUUGAAUAAAGAAUGGAAAAUAAGUGCUGUUAUGGCAUUGAUUCCAAUUUUACGGGUCUCGUUUAAUUUUCUUCAUGCUCCUUCACUUUUGGAUGCCUUUCUAAGUUCAUUUAUCCAACAUGCUGUUGGUGGUAUGUAUCUGGCAUUUUUCUUUUUGAUUUCGCAUAACUUUCAUGGUGCUAAAAAAGAAGGAACGAGUGAUGGGGAGUGUUUUCUUAAAGCCCAAGUGGAGACAAGUAGUAAUGUAGGUGGAUGGUGGUUGGGACAUUUAAACGGUGGACUGAAUUAUCAGAUAGAACAUCAUCUUUUUCCACGUGUUCACCACAGUUACUAUUACUAUCUUGCUCCUACGGUUCGUGCUUUUUGUGCUGAACAUAAAAUAAAAUACGUUCAUUUCAAUACGGUAUGGGAUAAUUUCAACAGCACACUUGCGCAUUUAUUUGAUUAUGGACAUGAGAUGGAUAUGAAAACAUUAGAUGAAAAGAAAAAUCAUUAA
Molecule: messenger RNA, 1287 nt
Organism: Trypanosoma theileri
Lineage: Eukaryota; Euglenozoa; Kinetoplastea; Trypanosomatida; Trypanosomatidae
Product: delta-6 fatty acid desaturase
Exons: 1
Coding region: 1-1287 (428 amino acids)
Biological process (GO): lipid metabolic process
Cellular component (GO): membrane
Molecular function (GO): oxidoreductase activity, acting on paired donors, with oxidation of a pair of donors resulting in the reduction of molecular oxygen to two molecules of water
Source: RefSeq, a predicted model, not a curated record